AUGAGCUGUCGCCUGCAGAGCUCCUCUAGCUAUGGAGGUGGUUUUGGAGGUGGCUCUUGCCAGCUGGGAGGAGGUCGGCGUAUUUCUACCUGUUCCUCUCGGUUUGUCUCUGGAGGCUCGGCUGGAGGCUAUGGGGGUGGCAUGAGCUGUGGCUUUGGCGGAGGAGCUGCUGGUGGCUUUGGUGGUGGCUUUGGUGGAGGUUUUUGUGGUAGCUUUGGUGACUUUGGUAGCGAUGGCGGCCUCCUCUCUGGCAAUGAGAAGAUCACCAUGCAGAACCUCAACGAUCGCUUGGCCUCCUACCUGGAAAAGGUGCGCGCUCUGGAGGAGGCCAACGCCGAGUUGGAAGUGAAGAUCCGUGACUGGCACCUGAAACAGAGCCCAACUAGCCCAGAGAGGGACUAUAGUCACUACUACAAGACCAUCGAAGAGCUCCGGGCAAAGAUCCUGGUAGCCACCACUGACAACAACCGGGUUCUUCUGGAGAUUGACAAUGCCAGGCUGGCUGCGGAUGACUUCAGACUCAAGUAUGAGAAUGAACUGACCCUGCGCCAGAGCGUGGAGGCCGACAUCAAUGGGCUGCGCAGGGUGCUGGAUGAGCUGACCCUGUCUAAGGCCGACCUGGAGAUGCAGAUCGAGAGUCUGAACGAGGAGCUGGCCUACAUGAAGAAGAACCACGAGGAGGAGAUGAAGGAGUUCAGCAACCAGGUGGUAGGCCAGGUCAACGUGGAGAUGGAUGCCACCCCUGGCAUUGACCUGACCCGCGUGCUGGCUGAGAUGAGGCAGCAGUAUGAAGCCAUGGCAGAGAAGAACCGUAGGGAUGCCGAAGAAUGGUUCCAGAGCAAGAGUGCAGAGCUGAACAAGGAGGUAUCCUCCAAUGCUGCCAUGAUCCAGACCAGCAAGACGGAGAUCACAGAGCUCAGGCGGACACUCCAGGGCCUGGAGAUCGAGCUGCAGUCCCAGCUCAGCAUGAAAGCUGGGCUGGAAAGCACCUUGGCCGAGACGGAGUGCCGCUACGCCCUGCAGCUGCAACAGAUCCAGGAGCUCAUCACCAGCCUUGAGGCCCAGCUGAGUGAGCUGCGCAGUGAGAUGGAGUGCCAGAACCAGGAGUACAAGAUGCUGCUGGACAUCAAGACACGGCUGGAGCAGGAGAUCGCCACCUAUCGCAGCCUGCUCGAGGGCCAGGAUGCCAAGUAG
Molecule: messenger RNA, 1194 nt
Organism: Perognathus longimembris pacificus (Pacific pocket mouse)
Lineage: Eukaryota; Metazoa; Chordata; Mammalia; Rodentia; Heteromyidae
Gene: Krt13
Product: keratin 13
Exons: 6
Coding region: 1-1194 (397 amino acids)
Cellular component (GO): keratin filament
Molecular function (GO): structural molecule activity
Source: RefSeq, a predicted model, not a curated record